Messenger RNA from Angiostrongylus costaricensis, 948 nucleotides. The record is from the annotation of a GenBank genome assembly. NCBI's taxonomy places the organism in Eukaryota, Metazoa, Nematoda, Chromadorea, Rhabditida, Metastrongylidae.
AUGUUGCGAGUGCAGCCGGUUUAUGACACCGUAGAUGUCUCCACACACGGCUCGGUCGCAAAUGCACUUAUUCCCUUUGCGAAGAUCGGCAUUGUUUCCUUCAGACAUUUUUUCGACUCCAUCCACGAAUCACAUCCAUUUUCCCCUGCACUAAGCCUAAACGGAUUCCGUCCGCCUCCGAGUCCAAGUGACACGGAAUUGAUCGCUGCGGAAUGUGAUUGCGAUCAGAGUCGAUGGACGAGAGCGCCGUCCGAUUCGUCACCGCCGCCGCCGCCCGCCGCCGCCUCUCCGGACCCGCCUCCUGUUGACCCCACCACUCUGCAAUAUCGUAUAUUAUGGCGAGAUCGCGCUCGGCGGCGGUGUGGUGGCGCUGGUGACCAGUAUCGGCAACUGUCCGGUUGCCCCCGUCUUGAUUUUAUGUAUUCGUUCAUUUCUCAAACAGGGGCCUUGCCAUCGACGAACGGCCUGCAGACAUCGGACAGCGAAAAUCAAGCGGAUGAUAACGUAUGGGCGUUUUUCGGUCGUUCAAUUCGAGCUAUCGUAACGAUUUCAAUGCAAUUGAUCAUUAUGUCAGUCGUUGUUGUGCUGAACAUCGGAUAUGCAUCGGACUUGCGCUGGUGGUCACACGUCUUCACAGCCGAGGUUCAGCGGCUCGCAGAUGAACGAACGCCUCAACGUCCUCUCCCUUCUCGCCAUCCGUCCAUCGCUCAAGCGUUCCUCAAAGAAAUGUGGUCUGUCGAAAAACGCUCCGAACGAGAGACAUGUGAAGGUGAACGAAACAAUGCGCAGGUUCAGUGGAUCGAAAGCGAAACACCGCAUAAACACAUCGAUUUCUGUCCACUUCUAGGUUUCUAUCAGUCUUCGCUAUUGAGGACAUUUCUGAAUCGUACAGCUACCGAUGAAAGAAAAUUCGAAGAAGAAUCGAAUCACGAAAAUCUGUCAGUGUGA